Peromyscus maniculatus bairdii (prairie deer mouse) is the source of this 3255-nucleotide messenger RNA. Lineage: Eukaryota; Metazoa; Chordata; Mammalia; Rodentia; Cricetidae. The record is from RefSeq and is a predicted model, not a curated record.
UUCCAGGCCUCCCGCGUCCGGAGGUGCGAACCCGAAGGUCGACCCAGGUGAUGCGAGCGUCCAGAGCUUGUGGGCGGCGCCCGCGAAGGAGGCGCUGAGAGGCCCUGCUCGGCGUGAGGCGGCGUGGGGCCUGGCGCAGUCCCUGGCCAAGAAAUGGGACGCCGGUCAUCGGACACCGAUGAAGAGAGCAGAAGCAAGAGAAAAAGGAAACACCGGAGACGCUCCUCUUCGAGUAGUUCCUCGGACAGCAGGACGUACAGCCGCAAGAAGGGCGGCAGGCGGCCACGGUCCGAGUCCAGGUCCUGGUCUAGAGACCGCCAGCCUCGCUCACAUUCCUAUGAGAGAAGACGCAGGCACAGGUCAAGCAGCAGCUCUUCUUACGGCUCCCGAAGAAAACGCAGUCGAAGUCGAUCCAGGGCUCGAGGAAAGUCCUAUAGAGUUCAAAGGUCUCGGUCCAAAAGCAGAACAAGAAGGUCCAGAUCAAGACCUCGUCCACGUUCCCACAGUCGAAGCAGUGAAAGGUCCAGUCACAGAAGAACCCGUAGCAGGUCUAGGGAGAGAGAGCGACGGAAAGCCCGGGACAAAGAGAAGAGAGAGAAGGAGAAGGAGAAAGGCAAGGACAAAGAAGUGCACGGCAUCAAACGGGGGGAAUCUGGAAACAUCAAAGCUGGAUUAGAACAUCUGCCACCAGCUGAGCAGGCCAAAGCCAGACUACAAUUGGUUCUUGAAGCUGCUGCAAAAGCUGAUGAAGCCCUAAAAGCCAAAGAAAGGAAUGAAGAAGAAGCAAAGAGGAGAAAAGAGGAAGACCAAGCCACCCUGGUGGAACAAGUAAAAAGAGUUAAAGAAAUCGAAGCCAUUGAAAGCGAUUCUUUUGUUCAGCAGACAUUCAGAUCAAGUAAAGAAGUCAAAAAAUCAGUAGAACCAAGUGAAGUGAAGCAUGUGACUCCACCACCAGGACCAGCAUCAGUAGCCGCUGACCCACCCAGCAUCGGAAAGGAAAUAGACCCCGACAGCAUCCCCACGACCAUCAAGUACCAAGAUGACAAUUCUCUGGCUCAUCCAAAUUUAUUUAUUGAAAAAGCUGAAGCUGAAGAAAAGUGGUUCAAGAGAUUAAUUGCUCUCCGACAGGAAAGACUAAUGGGCAGUCCUGUGGCCUGAGGAAGAGAUUCGCGGUUGAAUUGACAGAAGCCUUGAAAAUUUAGGUUUUUAAAUACCAAUAUUAACUUUUACUCUUCAAAACAAUUUAGCCAGUUACAUAGAAAGAAAAUCUCAUUUCUUCUCUCGUGUUCAACUGAGUAUUUGUUGGUUCAAAUCAAACAUUGGGAAUAGUGAAUCUGUUGUAAAAAGGUGUGUGUGCAUGAACAUAUUAUCCUGUUAAUAAAGCUAAUCAUAAAAAUGUCAGUGUUGAAGUAAAUGAAUAUUCAAUAGUGUAUCUCAUUACAGUUUUUACAAAAUCAUGUUUUUGACCCAAUAUUGGGUAAUCAUACAUAUAUAUAAGAGCCAUAUUAUUUAGUAUAAGAGUUCAUCUCCCUAUGUAUUGUAAAGCCCUUCUUGAAUCUCUUAUCUCACCUUUCUUAAAAUUUUUAGGUAUCAGCUGGGCGGUGGUGGCGCACGCCUUUAAUCCCAGCACUCGGGAGGCAGAGCCAGGUGGAUCUCUGUGAGUUCGAGGCCAGCCUGGACUACCAAGUGAGUCCCAGGAAAGGCGCAAAGCUACACAGAGAAACCCUGUCUCGAAAAACCAAAAAAAAAAAAAAAAAAAUUUUUAGGUAUCAUAAAAGGUACCCUUUUAUGAGAUGUAAGCAAUGACCAUGUUGGAUUUGAACUAAAACUUCUUCUUGUGCCAAGUGUGGUGUCAAGCCUCUAAUCGUAGACCUCUGGAGGCUUAGGCAAGAGGGUCUCAACUCCAGUCUGCACUCCACAGCUAGUUCUGGGACACUUGGACCACAUGGUGGAACCUUGUCUGAAAAAACUUUUAAUUAGAGAUCAGUUGGUAUGAAGUGCUGUAAGCAGACGCAGUCCUUCCUUUAGAAAUCACAUGCCCCUUGCGUUAGUCCCUUUGCACUGCUGUGACAAAAGGCCUGGCCUGACUUCAGAGGGAAGGCUUUUGUCUAUGGCUUGAGAAGUAUCGGUCCAUGGUCAGCUGGUUCCACGGCUUUCAGGCCUGUAGCAGGCAGAAACACAGCAAGAGGGCAAGGCACAGGAAAGCCGUUCACUAUCGACUGUCAGGAAGCAAAGAGACCGGAAGAGGCCACAGCAUACCCUUCAGAGAUAUGCUCCUCUUACCUGCUUCCCGUCUGUUCCCUCCCUCCUGGCAGCCCAUUCAGCUGUGGACUCAUGCUUUAACCCAUUGGUGGAGUUACAGUCCUCAUGAUCCAGUAACUCUCUCAACAGGGAGUGUUGAGCCUUAAGCAUUUGAGCCUUUGGGGACACUGUGUAGAAUGCCUUUCUCUAGCAGCUGGGCAACAGAACAACUCACUGGAAUCCGUACUAAGUGUACUGGAGAGAAGGACUCAGGUCCUUGCUGUACAAAACUGGAUUUCAACCCCUGGCUCAAAUACUUCCUUUUUCCAUCUUGUUCUGCUUACUUUCACAUGGUCUCUAUGAAGGCUGGAGCUUAAGAUACAGCCAUGGCAAGUCCUUGGGAUAUGAUACAUAGGACACUUUGAUUCCGUCUUUUUCAUACAUUAGAAGUACAGAAAUUCUCGGCUCUGUUAAAAAUGAAAAAUAUGAAGAACUUACACUCAGUUUUCAAGUAUUAUGAAGAAGUUUGUUUUAAAUCCUUGUUUUUAUGAAUACAUUGUCUUGAUCUUAGUGGUGGCUGUCUUCCUCAGCUCUCUAAGUAAACAUGCUCAGUCUGAAGGCAGAUCUGCACAGGCUCACAGUAGUGGGUUCAGGAGGGAUUAGAGUUUCUGAAAUAGUUUACUUUUUAAUACUUUGUAUAAUUUGUAAACUGUAAAUGUGUUCUCACCCUCUUAGGAAAUGUAUGUCUAGGAAAGGAUAUAGGCUGCCACCUGGGCACAGGAAGUCUCCAUCAUUUUCUCAGUGUGGUUGAGGCUCCCCAUCUCUACAGCAAUGAGGAUACUAUGACCUACUUUCUAAUCUACCUUCCCCUCAUAUUCCUCGAUGACAGGUACACCAAACACAGGGGCUUGAAUUAGAAUGAAGUCAUAUUUUAAAGAAAAUGUUUUGUGGAAACAAAAUCAAGUUGAAGUUUGUUGUUUUUUUAAGUGAACAAAUAAACUUGGUCCUAAAUAA